AUGCUUCUUGUUUCUGUUAUAACAGUACUUCAGGAUUGUUAUGGUGUUCCGUAUGUUCCGGAGGGCCAGUGGCUGUGCCGCCGUUGCCAGAUGUCGCCGUCGACGCCAGUUUCCUGUGUCCUCUGUCCAAGUUCGCAUGGCGCUUUCAAGCAAACGGUUGACAAUAACUGGGCUCAUGUUGUCUGUGCUCUUUGGUUAAAUGAGGUCCAUUUUGCGAAUAGUGUCUUUAUGGAGCCGAUCGAUGGAGUGGCGAAUUCGCUAAGACGGCGCUGCAAAUUGAGAUGUAUUGUUUGUAAGAAAAAAGUUGGCGCCUGCUUACAGUGUUCCAAGAAGAGUUGUACGCGAUCGUUCCACGUGACGUGUGCAAAUGCGGCAGGCAUGGAUAUGCGAGCUGAAAUAGUGGAUAAUUCGAAGCGUGAUGGAGGAAGUGAAGAUGACAUGAUGAAAAAAGCACGUGAAAAAUUGGCUGCGAGCCAGGCAGUGGUUCCACCAGUUUCUGUUCCCACCGUCCCACGUGAAAGUCUGAUGCGAAUACGUGACAGAGUAGGCAUAAGUGAAGCUGUGCUACGUUUUAUUGUUGCGUAUUGGUCAAUAAAACGGAAAUCACGAUUUGGAGUACCGCUGUUACGACGAUUGAUCCACAGUAAAACACAACCGAAAACGGCGGACGGUUCUCCACGAUCAGAAAAAGAUAUGCAGCUGUCUCCGGACGAUAUCGAAACAUAUAGCACUCGCUUCCUGAGGCAGGACCUGGAGCGUGUUCGCAUCUUAUGUGAAUUGAUCAAAAAACGCGAAAAAUACAAGAAGGAAUUUGUAAGUUUCUCGCUUUAA
This is a messenger RNA of Gongylonema pulchrum, 831 nucleotides long. NCBI's taxonomy places the organism in Eukaryota, Metazoa, Nematoda, Chromadorea, Rhabditida, Gongylonematidae. The record is from the annotation of a GenBank genome assembly.